Alosa alosa (allis shad) is the source of this 4544-nucleotide messenger RNA. RefSeq lists its product as uncharacterized. Lineage: Eukaryota; Metazoa; Chordata; Actinopteri; Clupeiformes; Clupeidae. The record is from RefSeq and is a predicted model, not a curated record. The transcript has 21 exons. The coding region runs from base 139 to 3840 and encodes 1233 amino acids.
UCUUCGCAAGACGCUACUAUACUAGGCAACGGGCGGUCCUGCCAACAUGCUUCUGGAACCUGCCCUGGGAAGGUGCUAAUGUGGAGAUGUAGUAGCCUACAUAUUACAGGCACGGACAUUUAGAAGAUACCAGUAAAAAUGGCACGCUUCGGCGAUGACAAUUACCGUAACUGGCUUAAAACUACAGAGAGUCUCAACAUACUGAGAGUAGGGCUGCGCUCUUUCCUCGAAAACGAAACCGAAACUUAUCACAGGUCACUUCAGCAUAAACUCGGCAACAGGUUGAAAGGGGCUACCUGUCAAAAUAAAUGUGAUGGAAAGAAGUGGCAAAAGAAGAAACCUUACUGUGAUGUCUGUACACCAUGGAGUGACGAAAUCUUGGCCAAUCACAUUGGUGCAAAAAAUAAGGUUUACUGGAAAAAUUGCUUGCCACAUCUGUGGCCGAACGAGAAAUGGGAGGUGGCUAAGGUGCACAUGCCCAAUGGACAUGAAGAGCACACCAUCUAUGAUCAUUUUGAUAUUGCAGCGUUACUUAACCUAAUGAGCCAUUGUACUCACUUCCGCAAAUUUAUUAAGGACCAGCACACUAGCAAGGUAAUUCAUGUGAGAAACUGUGUGAUGCAUUCCCCUGACUUCACAAUGAGCCAGCAGGAGUUUCAGCAGCACUUGGAGAAGAUCAAAGACUUUGCCCGUCUUUUGGACCAAAAUGUUCAGGACCUUAAGAUGCUGCCCAAUGAGAUUGAGAAGAUAAUUGAUACAGUGGAUAAAGGCCUCCGGGGGCAUGGUACGGAAGGAAAGCAAAAGAAUAAUUCUGAUGCACUGCAACAGAAAUGUAUGGAGAUGGAGCAAAAAGCACUGAAAGAGAAGAUUGAGUUUUUGAUGCAACGAUAUGAGGAGAACCAGGAUGGUGUCAAAGAGGAGAUUGAAGGCAUCAAGACCUUUCUUCAGAAGAACGAGGACCUGAAGGAGAAGCUUGCUCCGCAGUUGGAGCAGCUUCAGAGGAGGGUGGACGAGCACGAGAAGCAAAUCAACGUGCUGAACGAGCGGGUGGACCAGCUGGAGGUGAAGGUCACUCAAGGACCUAAGAAAGACCCUCUCUUCAGUAUGAAUCCGCUGAAAUAUAAGAACUAUGUUUUUGAAUUGGCACGGAAGUAUGGCUGGCCUGAGCCUGUGUUUACUGAGAGUCUUGAGGGAGAUGGCUACAGGGGCCACGUAGAGGUGAAUGGACUCACAUUUUCCGGAGAGCAAGCGUGCCUAAAUAAGAAGCUAGCACAUCAAGAGGUUGCUAAAAAGGCCCUGGAUCACCUGCAGACCUUAGCCCCCAGUGCUGAAGUCCAUACUGGAGAAGAACAGCAGACGAAGCAUCCAGUUGAGCCCUCAGAAAGCAGCACCUCUGAGGGAUGCAUGUCAGGGCAAGACCCAGCGAAAACUGCAUCCCAGUACUAUUAUGGAAGUGUGAUAGUGGUUCUGGACACUGAGGUUGCUUCUGAGGAAGGAUGUGGUCAGGAAAAGGAGGCCAUUGAGGCUGCCUAUGGAAAAUUGGCCCAUCUUUUUGGACUAGAUGAAGCCAAAGCAGGGUCCUCAAAACAAGGCUUGGUUCAGGAGCAUUUUCAGGAGCGUGGAUUCCCUCCACCAGCAGAAAACAGCAGCAAAGGCCCUGAUGAGACGUUUUACUGCAAGCUGAAAUUGUGUGGGGCUUUUACCUUUCAUGACCAAGAGGGGUCCACCAAAAAGAAGCAGGCCGAGCAUCAGGCUGCUAAAACUGCCCUCCAGCAGCUCUCAAGGGUCCUGGACUGGACGGCCAGUGGAGAAAACUACAAAGGCGACCUAAAGGAGAGACUGGAAGCCCAGAGUCUGGGUCAGCCAUCUUAUGACGUCACUAAGAAGGAGAGCCUGCCUGGUGGUGAGCGUGGACCCUCAGUGGCCUUGGCUGGCUGUGAGCCUGCUGGGAGUAGUAACAUGAGUCUACCACCAGGAGGCACCAGUGCUCCAAACUCAAAAGAUAAACCGUCAGCAGCAGAACUCAAACCACAGCCCACAAAGCCAGACCCUGCUGUUGUAGCUCCAAUGAUCCCGCAGGUCAUAGUGAAUGAACCAUCUGUAAUCAACAUGGAGGUGUGCAGCACAGAGACAGACAGGCAACUGCAGGACGUGGACAUGUCCCCAUCCAGAGUCUCAGGCAAUGGCACCCAAUCAGUGCCUGUCAAGGAAGAGUCAACAAGUACCUCUGUAGAAGGCACCCGGUACUAUGGAAGUGUGACCGUGGUCCUGGACACCGAGCUUCAGGACCAGGAUGGGCAGCUUCAGGAGGGAGACGCCAUUGAGUCUGCCUACGGGAAAUUAGCCGAAAGCUUUGGCCUCGAUAAAGCUAAACCAGGUUCAUCCAGAGCUGUGGUCCAUAUGUAUUUUGAGAGAUCUGGCUACCCAUUACCUGUGGAAAAUGUGCAGAAAUGUAUCGAUGACAAGAUCAGAUGUAGUCUCAAACUCUGUGGGUCCUUCACCUUUGUAGACCAAGAGGGGUCCACCAAAAAGAAGCAGGCUGCGCAUCAGGCUGCUAAAACUGCCCUCCAGCGGCUCUCAAAGGUCCUGGACUGGACGGCCAGUGGAGAAAACUACAUAGGUGACCUAAAGGAGAGACUGGAGGCCCAGGGUCUGGGUCAGCCAUCUUAUGACGUCACUAAGAAGGAGAGCCUGUCUGGUGGUGAGCGUGGACGCUCAGUGGCCUUGGCUGGCUGUGAGCCUGCUGGGAGUAGUAACAUGAGUCUACCACCAGGAGGCACCAGUGCUCCAAACUCAAAAGAUAAACCGUCAGCAGCAGAACUCAAACCACAGCCCACAAACCCAGACCCUGCUGUUGUAGCUCCAAUGAUCCCUACCACUGGCUCUAGCCCACCACCUGUACACAGAAAACAGGCUAAAUUGCAAUUUCAAGGUGAAAAGGUGGAGAGGUUGCUAGUGUUGUUGGGUCUGCUGCCCCCUGUGGUCACAUGCGAGAAGUACAGCAUGGAACAGAGAUUCACGUGCAGUGUGAGCGUUCAGCUGGAUCAAUACACUUUCCGGAGUCCAGACUGUACCAAGAGCAAAAAAGAAGCCAGUCGUAAAGCCUUCCAUUCAUUCGGCCUCGCGACCGGGAUUUGCCGGCCUGGAGCAGAUGAGACCUGUUCAACCCAAGAAGUCAAACAGUACUUUGCCAAAAGAUCCCUCCCCUGUCCUAUAGAGGAGUUUGGAGGAAAGGAAAAAGCCUUUUCCUGCUCACUGACAAAUGUGUCAUGCAAAUUGGUCUAUGAGGGACAAGGUUCAACAGAGGGAGAUGCCUGCCAGGCUGCCUUCCAGGAUGCUUUCACCAAACUCGGCCGCCUCUUCGGCCUCUCGGGGAUCCCAGGGGCUCCGGACAAAGCUGACGAGCAGCUGACUGCUAUGCUGAAGAUGGCCGGCCAGGGCGAGCCAGCAUGUUCCCUAAAAGCCCAGCAGUACAAGGCCUCCAUUCAGCUGAAGUUCACUGACUACAAGCUGGAGCACAAGAGCAGCACGAACAAGAAGCAGGCGCGGAAUUAUCUGAGCGAACGCAUUCUCAAGAUGCUUGGCGUGGACACAGAUGCAAGCACCAGCGGGUCCCUGAGAAACUCCCUAGAUGAAUGGUGCAAACAAAAGAAACUUCCAGAGCCCAAAUUUGAGGAAAUGAAAGAACUGCUCGGAGUUCGAGUGACAUUCUCGGCCCCUUUCUCCUGUUCCAGUCAUGACUGGGAGGACAGCUGGCAACAGGCCGAACAGAGCCUGCUUCAGGAGCUGACUGCACGCCUCAGCUGGAACAAAGAGGAUGGAACCAGCUCAAGUCUGUAAACAGUGGUGUGUCAGUCUCCUGAUCUCAACCCUGUGCUAAUACAGCUGUCUCCACCUGCUAAUAUUAGCCUCUGGUGCCUAACAUUAAACAGGAAGUUACUUAGUGGGACCUUGGGCUGGUUGCUACUGUACAGUAUAUGGCCUUGCACUAUGUAGUAAUGCUUUGCUGUUGAUGUUUACAAGGUAAAUCUGUUGUCUUGGCUUUUAGUUUUAGACACAAACUCUUUAUAUUUUUUAACUCCAUUCAGUCUAUGAGGAUAUAUAAUGUUUUUACGGGCAAAAUAAUCACUGGUGACGCAAAAUGUUGAGCUACAAAGUUAAAAUUAUUUCAACUUUUGAGGCAACGGGUGUCGGAUGAUGAGGAAAUCACCAUAUAUAUGAACUUGUUUGGGAUGUUGUGCAAUUGCUAUUGUGACUAAGUGAGAACUUGUUAUGAAAUUCGGUAUCAUUUUUACAUAGUAUUCAAUUCUCCAGUAUGAUCAGAAUCCUGUAGUUGCUCUUUGUAUAAUGUGCAAUAAUUGAAACCAAAUUACUGUUUACAUCAGGCUUCACUGACGUAAGAAGAAGAAUAAUCAUGAAUUCCUUGCUGUGUCUGCUCUAGUAUAUCAUCAGUUUGUGUGUGUGUGUGUGUGUAUGCAUGCGUGUGCGGGCAUGUGUGCCUGUGUGUGUGUAUGUGUAUGCGUGUGUGGGUGGGUGUGUGUGCA